ACAAAUGCCCUCACAUCAUAGCUGAAUGCGUCAACCACACGGCAACCAGCUAGGGGCACCUCACCAGCAUAAACCCCGCCGUGUUCUCGGGGCCUAAAGCAACAGGAUACGGUCCAGGAAAGCGGAGCGCAGGAGGCGGCCUGGGAAACCGAGGUCAUUCAAUUUCAUCCAAAGCCAUGGGGUUCACACACCUUGCUGUGAUGCUGUCUGUCACCAUGAUCCACCUGGUUUCAGGUAUGAGCUUCAUGACUCCUGAACCUGAUUCACCACCAACAUCAACCCCAGACUCUUACCCUCUGGGUGACCUGUUCCAUGCUGCUCUGCAGAGUAAGGAAUACUUAGGACAGGCUCCUGCAGGUACGACCUCCAACCCGACCCAGGCUGUGCCGGGGCUCAGGCAGACCGAGUCAACAGCGACAGUCAUAUCACCUGGACUACUCACCACAGCUUUAAGCUCAUCUUCUGCAGCCAGACAGACAGGAUCGAGGAAUACCAUGUCCUCGAUGCCGGUAGAGGAGGAGACAACCACCACGCUGAUCACCACGACCACCAUAACCACAAUGCACAUGCCAGUGCAAUGCAAUGCAACCUUGUCAGCCGUAGAGGAUGUUGUUGAGUCACCAGAUCCUGCAUCAUCCUCUUCAUCUUUUUCUCCUCUCGAGUGCACAUACAGCAUCACUGUAUAUGCAGGGUAUGGAGUGGAAAUUCAGGUAAAGAAGGUCAACCUGUCUAAGGAGGAGUCUCUGACAAUCAUGGGGUACGGAGGUUCAGGGCCUGAACUUUUGGCCAAUGAGACUCUAAUGAAGGAGGGUCAGGUGAUCCGCAGUACAACCAAUCAGGUGUACAUUCACUAUCGCAGCCUCCACCAUACCAACCACGGCGUGUUCAGCCUGCACUAUCAAGCGUUUCUGCUAUCCUGCCCGUUCCCUCAGUCCCCAGAGGGCGGAGGAGUGACAGUGACUGACAUCCAUCCUGGAGGCCAGGCCCACUUCCACUGUGAUCCGGGUUUCCAGGUUCGCGGACAUGAGGUGGCAACAUGUGUCAAUGCUACUCACCCACACUGGAGCACUGCGGAGCCUCAGUGUGUCGCUGUGUCUUGUGGAGGGUGGAUCCGCAAUGCAACAGUGGGUCGCAUACUUUCUCCACCGCCUCCCUCUGUCAGCAACCACAGUAAUGGAAAUAACCUGAGCUGCCACUGGUUGAUAGAAGCUAAAGAGGGCCACCGACUCCACCUCCACUUUGAGAGGAUUGCACUGGAUGAAGAUGACGAUAAGUUAAUUGUGCGCAGUGGAAACAGUUCUCUGUCUUCACCGCUCUUUGACUCAGACCUGGAUGACGUCCCUGAACGUGGGCUGCUGAGUGAGAGCUCCACUCUGUACCUGGAGCUCACAGCUGAUUCUUCAUCCAUCCCUCUGCUGCUGGCGCUGCGUUAUGAAGCCUUCGAUGAUGAGCACUGCUGGGAGCCCUACAUGCCCCACGGUAACUUCAGCAGCAGUGACAUUACAUAUCAGCUGGGCACCACAGUCACCUUCACCUGCUCUCCAGGCUUCGUCAUGGAACAAGGUUCAGCAACGAUCGAGUGUGUCGAUCCCAGCAAUCCCCACUGGAACGACAGUGAGCCUGUGUGCAGAGCUCUGUGUGGAGGAGAACUGACCGAGCCCUCGGGUACCAUCCUGUCUCCUGAUUGGCCCCAGAGCUACUCCAAGGGUCUAGACUGUGUAUGGCAGAUCCACGGUAAUGAGGAGAAACGCAUUGAACUGGAUGUCCACAUCUUAAAUAUCCGCCACACUGAUGUGCUGACUGUGUUCGACGGCCGUGAUCUGAUGUCCCAUGUGAUCGGGCAGUACCUGGGCUCCAAACAGCGCUUCCAGGUGGUGUCUGGAGGGUCAGAGGUCACCAUUCAGUUUCAGAGUGAUCCAGAUGAUUCCAGCUUCAUCUUCAGCCAAGGUUUCCUCAUCCAUUAUCGUGAGGUUGAGCCAAACGACACCUGCCCUACGCUCCCUCAGAUCGAGUUUGGCUGGAUCAGCUCAUCCCACACGUCCCCUGUGAGGGGCAGCGUGCUGACCUAUCAGUGCCAGCCGGGAUAUGACAUCAGCGGCUCUGACAUCAUCACCUGCCAGUGGGACCUGUCCUGGAGCAGCAGUCCACCAACCUGCGUUAAAGUCCAGCAGUGUCCUGAUCCAGGUGAGGUGGUGAACGGAGCACGUUCAGUGCGCCCUGAAGCAGGGUUUGCAGUCGGAACUGUCGUCCGCUUCUCCUGUAACCAGGGUUAUCAACUGGAAGGUCCCAGCCAAAUCUCCUGCCAUGGACGAGACACUGGUACCCCAAAGUGGAGCGACCGCAGCCCAAAGUGUGUCUUGAAAUAUGACCCGUGCCCGAACCCCGGCGUCCCAGACAAUGGCUACCAGACCUUAUACAAGCACAGUUACCAGGCGGGAGAAACCCUGCGUUUCUUCUGCUAUGAGGGCUAUGAACUUAUUGGCGAGGUUAUUAUCAGCUGUGUUCCUGGUCAUCCGUCUCAGUGGAACAGCCCGCCACCGUUUUGCAAAGUGGCAUAUGAAGAACUUUUGGAUGAUCGUAAAUUAGAAGUGUCCCAGUCAUUUGAGCCAUCCCAUCAGAUCCUGAGUGAGAAUAUCGCUUUGGCAAUAAUUCUGCCGAUCAUCCUGGUCAUACUCCUGAUUGGAGGAAUUUACAUGUACUAUACAAACAUCUGCAGAUUAGAAUGGAAGCCGCUCUUCUGGAAAUCUCUGUCUCACACACACUCCUACAGUCCCAUUACAGUGGAGUCUGACUUCAACAACCCUCUUUAUGAGGCAGGGGAUACGCGGGAGUAUGAGGUAUCCAUUUAGAGGGAAAAAGUCCGGGUGAGAGUUAAAAAAAAAAAAAAAAAAAACACAGAAAGAUUUAAAUUCUAUUGGAAGACAAAUUCCUUAAUAUUACAAGGCCUCACUCCCCUUUUACCCUUUAUUUAUUUAUUUAUUUAUUUUACAUUAUCUUUCUGUGUUUUCAUGACAUUGUGAAAGUGCUUUAUUUUGAUUUCGUUGCACUUAUAUUAUGGUCUGCCAAUCGUGGAUCCUUCUUUCUGUUUCAUUAGGACUGGUGCCUUAUGAUGAGUAUGAAAUUGACAAAGAAAAAAUGUGAAACAACAUGUGAGGCAUUAGAACAGGAGAAGAAAAUAGGGUAAAGGGAACUACAUGUAUUUAUUAAGUUCAACUACUAUGAGGCCAAAACAUACAAAAACUUGGCAAUACGUUAUUUGUAACAAUCAAAAGUUACGGUCAUGAGCAUACAGUACAAACUCGCACACAUGCACACACUGAAUGUUUUCUUUUAAUGUGGCUCAUGUUAUAUAUUAUAUAAAACCUGAAGAACAGCGUCAUUUCCAUCUUUAGAAAAAGUUUGAGACCAGCCAUCUUUUUCUCUCUUCUUCACUUUGUCUUUUUCUGUGUAAAACACACACAUACACACAAACUGAAUGUAAAUACGUGACUUAAUAUUGAUUGAGGUUGAUAUAUAUACUUGAUUACACAUAUAUAUAAGCCUCAUAUAUACACUUAUACUUGGUGGAGGGAGGUUAUAUAUUUUCAUUAUCAGUAUAAUGAAAAUUCAGUGCCAAAAUAUAAUGUUAAAUAAUUUAAUGUCCCUAAGUGUUUCAUCUGUUGUUGCAAUAGUGUUUACAAAAGGCAGUGUUUCUUUUAUUCUUUGCUGUUUCUGGAGUGCAUCAUCACCCAAUGUCACAUGACAUAUAAGAAAAGGUGAGGACAUGAAUGUCAUUAUGCUUAGAGCAUGCACUGAUUGUAAAUUAUAUUGCUUCUGCUCAAUCUUGCCAUUAUCAUUAUAGUUACUGACAGUUAUCAUUGUUAUCAGAUUUGAUGUUGUAUGCACUAUGUUGAUGAAAAAUUACGAACUUGGCUGCUUGCUGUGAUGCAUUAUGUAUUUAUUUACAACUGAUUGUUUGAGCAGUGAAUUUAGUCUCAUUCACUGUGUCAAAUUAAGGAUCUUGAGACUGUUGCUUUGUAGACUUAAUUCUUCUCUUAUCAUCAGUAGCAUUUCUUUGCUUCAUAUAUGAAUACACUCUUUUGAAGGCAGUAAAUUAUUUGCUGAACUGGAAAUAAAGUCUCUGUUGAAUGGUG
Molecule: messenger RNA, 4133 nt
Organism: Sphaeramia orbicularis (orbiculate cardinalfish)
Lineage: Eukaryota; Metazoa; Chordata; Actinopteri; Kurtiformes; Apogonidae
Gene: sez6l2
Product: seizure related 6 homolog (mouse)-like 2
Exons: 20
Coding region: 177-2849 (890 amino acids)
Biological process (GO): synapse maturation; regulation of protein kinase C signaling
Cellular component (GO): neuronal cell body; endoplasmic reticulum
Source: RefSeq, a predicted model, not a curated record